Molecule: messenger RNA, 763 nt
Organism: Diabrotica virgifera virgifera (western corn rootworm)
Lineage: Eukaryota; Metazoa; Arthropoda; Insecta; Coleoptera; Chrysomelidae
Exons: 2
Coding region: 300-707 (135 amino acids)
Source: RefSeq, a predicted model, not a curated record
UCCUACAUAGAAAGAGUCCCUCGACGUGAAAGAAGAAGUAGUCACGUACGAGAAUAUUCUGGAUGUCAUGGAAUAACCCAGAAAUGUCUGGUGACAUCUAGAACGUCAGAAAACUAUAUAAACAUUAUGUGUUUGACAUUCUAUAGUUCAGUUGUAAUUCAGAUUUAGUAGUCGACAGUUGUCAGUUUGUUAAAGUUUAUAUUGUAUUUGAGUUUGAAUAAAGUUACUUUGAAAAAGUUGUAACAUUGGUGACAGCGGUGGGAUUUAAGAGAUAUUGAAGAAGAUAUUGAGAAUUGUUUAUGGUAAAUACCAGAUCAUCUAAAGUUGAGAAGGAAAUGGAUACAUCCGGACCACCAGCAUGGUUUUUAAAAAUGAAAGAAAAUGAAGAGAAACGUAGGCAAGAAGAGAAAGAAAAUGAAGAGAAACGUAGGCAAGAAGGGAAAGAAAAUGAAGAGAAACGUAGGCAAGAAGAGAAAGAAAAUGAAGAGAAGCGUAGGCAAGAAGAGAAAGAAAAUGAAGAGAAACGUAGGCAAGAAGAGAAAGAGGAAGAUAAAAAGCUUAGAAAAGAAGAGGAGGAGAGGCGUAGACAAGCAGAGGUAGAAAUUAUGAAUAGUUUGUCCCAAAUUCACGAGCAUUUUCAGUUAGAGUUACUAAUGUCGAAUCCGAACAAACAGCCCUUUCCUCUUCCAUCGUUGAUCCAGGCAUAAUUAGAAGUAGCAAAAUUUUAAAACCACCCACGUUUGAUGGCCAAACAGCGUGGGAA